GGAGGGACGGCGCCCACUGCUCCUGCGGCCGUGGAUGGGAACCAGGGAGUCGGUCGGUCUCUGCUGGAGCGUGCGCUGCUGGUAGCCGAUUCGCCAGCGAACUUCUCACGACGUCUAAGAUGGUGCGCGAACAGUACACGACGGCCACAGAGGGCACCGAGAUAGAGAGGCCGGAGAACCAGCGUGUCUGCAAAAUCGGCAUUUACGGCUGGAGAAAGCGCUGCCUCUACUUGUUUGUCCUUCUUUUACUCAUCGUCUUCCUUGUGAACUUCGCUCUCACGAUUUGGAUUCUCAGAGUGAUGUGGUUCUCCCCAACAGGAAUGGGCUACCUGCGUGUGAUGGAGAACGGGCUCUACCUGGACGGGGAAUCGGAAUUCUUACUCCCGUUGUACGCCAAAGAAAUACGCUCCAGAGUGGACUCCCCCCUGCUGCUGCAGUCCCCCCACAAUGUGACGGUCAACGCCCGCAGCUCUGACGAAGAGGUCACGGGCAGGCUCAUAGUGGGCCCCAAAAUGGUAGAAGUCCAGAGUCCGCAGUUUCAGAUCAAUUCCAAAGAAGGGAAGCCGCUGUUCACUGUGGACGAGAGUCAGGUUCUGGUCGGCCCGGACAGACUCCGAGUAACCGGGCCUGAAGGGGCUCUCUUUGAACAUUCAGCGGAGACACCCCUCGUAACUGCCAGCCCGUUUCAGGAGCUCAGAUUACAGUCCCCCACGCGAAGCCUGAGCAUGGACGCCCCGCAGGGCGUUCACAUCCGGGCUCGGGCCGGGGGCGUCCAGGCCCUUUCGCAGAUGGACGUCGUUCUUCACAGCGGCGACGGCCGGCUGGUGCUGGACGCCGAGACUGUGUGUCUGCCCGAGUUGGCCCAGGGGACCCCGGGGGCUGCUGGCGGCUCACGGGGACUCUACGAAGUCUGCGUGUGUCCAGACGGGAAGCUUUACCUGUCUGCGGCUGCCGCGGACACCACGUGCCACGAAAACAGCCAGGUCUGUCUCUGAAGCGGCCACGUCUGCCGUGGAGCACUGCUCUGUCUCGGCGAACUUGAAGUCCUGACCUCAAGCGACGUGGGACCCUGGAGGGAGGAGCGGGCGGGUGGCGGGAGAGGACGCACUUCCGAAGGGAGCUCAGAAAGAGGAGCGUGCCCACGGAGGCGUUCGGACCACGGGUGUGCGGUGUUCGACGCAAAAGUCCCAGAAAUGACAGUGGGCUGUGUGUGUUCCUCCAGACUGAGUGUCCUCAGAGCUGUGUGAGCUUCCUGUCCCUUUCUCGUGCAUGUCCGUCUGCAAGGAGAUACUAAAGGCUGUGUGGGGUUCCUUUAUGAUGUUCAAGUGCAGGUGUCUAAUGCCCCGUGGAAGUGGCAUCGGCCAGCACUACCAUGCCCCCAAGUCCUGGGAGGUGCUUCCCUUAUGCCACUCAAGCCUGUGAGUUCCCUCUUCGUUUUAAUGCAACGUUACGUCACGGUUCAUGAGAAAGUCCCUCGGUUUGAAAGGGACUUCAGGGUGGCUCUGACUUUCAGUACGUAGUCAAAGGAAUAAAUUACACAAAAUUAAUCAUGCUUUCUGUGUCAUCAAUGAGCAAUAAAAACCAACCUGUAUUUGUCACCAA
Phyllostomus discolor (pale spear-nosed bat) is the source of this 1602-nucleotide messenger RNA. It is a transcript of the gene SGCG, whose product is annotated as sarcoglycan gamma. The record is from RefSeq and is a predicted model, not a curated record. Gene Ontology annotation, cellular component: sarcolemma; sarcoglycan complex. Bases 120 to 995 code for a protein of 291 amino acids. Gene Ontology annotation, biological process: cardiac muscle tissue development; heart contraction. NCBI's taxonomy places the organism in Eukaryota, Metazoa, Chordata, Mammalia, Chiroptera, Phyllostomidae. The transcript has 8 exons.